Diorhabda carinulata is the source of this 2578-nucleotide messenger RNA. Its product is annotated as coiled-coil domain-containing protein R3HCC1L. Lineage: Eukaryota; Metazoa; Arthropoda; Insecta; Coleoptera; Chrysomelidae. Bases 369 to 2426 code for a protein of 685 amino acids. The transcript is spliced from 8 exons. The record is from RefSeq and is a predicted model, not a curated record.
AUAUAUAUAUAUACAGUUACUAAAUAACCUAGACAAAAUUCAACAAUUUUUGCGAAAGGACAAAUAAAAAAGUAAAUCAAAUAAUAUUCUAUUGCUGUGACAGUGGUACAUAUCCAUAAUAAAAAUAAAAUUUCAUUACGUUAUGUUUUGAAAGCAUAGUUAUAUAUGUUAAAAUAGCUCAUCUCUAUCCUAAUUGAUGGUUAUUUGACAUAACACAAGUCUACACGUUUGUUAUUAAGUUAACCUGUUCAUUAUUUAUUUUGGUCAGAAUGGAUGGAACAUCCUUUAUUUUUAUUUCGGUUGUUUAAAGAACAGUUUUUUUUUUGUAGUUUCUAAAGUGAUAUUUUAUUAAUAUGUAACAUAAUGCUAUGAGUAUAUACACAGAUGUAGAUAACAUACUAAAAAUACUAUCAACAAAAUUCCAUAAGAUAUUUUGUGACAGAGAAUUCGUUUGUAGUGUUCAAGAAGAUUUUCAGGUUAUCUUGAAAAAUAGGAAUAAAUGCUGUGUUGUUGUAUUUCCCGUGUUGUGUCCGAACUAUUUGAAAGCAGUCCAGUACCAAGCAAAAAUUUUCGACCUUGAAGUUUUUACAUUAGGAAGUGGACAAAUCUGUUCUUUGGCAGUAUGUGACAAAAAGUUCUUACUAAAAAAAACUGAGGAUAGUGACAAACAAAUAAUGUCAAGUAUUGAACAAGAGUGUGGAGCUGGUAUCACUUCAAAGAAAAAGCGUCCUGAAAGGCAACUUUAUAUACCUCCAGCUCAAAGGAGAUUACCUGUAUCUGAGUUACCUAUAAAUAACACAUUAUGUAGUUCAAAAGGAAAAAAUCUAACUUCUACUUUGAGUAAACGAAAAGAACUACAAAAAAAAGAAAAUAUUGCAUAUGAAUAUACAAAAGUUGAACCAGAAUAUUCUACAUCAGUUAAUGAAAUCUUUAAUAUCAAUACUAUUAAUGCAAUGAAUAACUUGAAAUAUUUUUCAUAUAUGUGGUGGAAGUAUGAAUUAUUUGAAUGUACUAAUCUAAAUAUCUUUAAAUAUGUGUCUACUAAGUCAUUUUUCAAUAAAAAAAUAAGGUGCAAUCUGAAUCCUGAUGUUAGGAAGAUUUUUAAUUUAGAAAAUAAGACUACACUCUAUAUUUUAAGAAACGAUUAUUUUCUUUGGCAACCAAAAGUUGAUGUGUUCAUGAAUUGCAAGGAAUCCAAUUUGAAAGUCGUACCUCUCACCAACCUUGAUAACUCAAAUGUAAAGAGGAUAGAUGUCUGUGACAAGAUACCAUUGGCUGAUAAUGUUUUCCGGAGCAAAACGUAUUCAGAUGUUUUAGAAGAAUUUAAUCUUAUUUGUGAUGUUGAUGUGUUCUGGUUACAAAAUCGAGUGGACCCAAGCAAUUUGUUGGACAUUUGUUUCAGCGAUAUUUAUUACUAUGAAGAUUACUAUUAUGAAAAAUUGGAAAACAUUGGAGAUUUUAUCAGUAAAAUACUAUAUAAUGAAGAUAACUGCGAUGAAAGACAAAGUAAAACACAUGUAGAAACACAAGAAAUCAAAAUUCCUGAUGAUAUUGAGGAAACAGAAAUUGAUAAUACACCCAUUGACAAUAAAAAUGAAUUAUCACUUGAACAGAAUAAAAAAAAAGUGAAUACGUCCAAAUCGAACUUAAAUAAUUUGAAAAAUACUAUUAACUUAACCGAAAAUGCUAAAUUAAAGAAUGACUUGGAAGAAGAAAAAGAAAUUAUGAGAAAAACUAAAGAAAAUAUUAAUAGGAAAACAAGACCAAUUAUGAAAUAUGUUGAUGAUUCCAACCAUACUUUGAAGAUUGAAAGUAAUGAUGUAAAUAAUUGGGAAGAUUUAUUUGAUGAGGAUGGUCAGUUACAAGAAGAUCUAUUAAAAGAGAUUGUCACUAAAGUAGGUGAGGAUGUAACAAUAGUAAAAGCUAAAGAAGAUUACUCAGAUUACUUCUCAAAACAUGUAAAUAUUGAAGAACUGGAGCAUAUGGUAGAGUUAUAUGACUUCCCAGCGUCUUUGGGAACCCAUGAUUUAAUUCAUGCGUUUAGUGAGAUUAAAAGUGAUGCUAUGUAUAUUAAAUGGGUAGAUGAUACACAUGCCAUUCUUGUUCUUGGAUCUUCUUCACAAGCACAAAAAGCCAUAAACGUUAAAAAUCCUCUGAUUAAAGUGCGUCCAAUGCCCGCAGCCAGUAAAACAGCACUUUCAAUUGCUUAUAGAAAUGAGCUAAAACCAGCCAUGAAACGACCCCCAACAAAUUUGCAAACCGCCAGGAGGCUGAUAACAACCCAUCUUGGAACUAAGAGUGGUAUUAGUAAAGAAUUAAGUGCCAAAGAGCGCGAUGAUUUAAAGGCUGCCAGAGAAAUGAAAAGACUAGUCAAGAAAAAUGAACAAGAUGCUUGGGAUGGAAAUCUUCGUUCAUCUAUGGAUUGAAAAAGUACCUUUUUUUUAAAUUGUGCCUUAUUGACUGUUUAAUUAUGAAAAACUUGCUUUGCAAUGUAUUGAUAUUUUAAAUAUUUAUUUUUUACCAUAUGUAUAUUAUAGUCUUUUUAGUAUAAAUAUAUUUUUACCAAUGUACAUAUAAA